UCCGGGUUGGCUGAUGGUGUGAGGUCGGAGGCGAGGUCACGCUGUCUCUGAUCCAGAGGAGGACCACUGCAGGGAGACCCCAUGCCUCAGGCAACGAUAACAAACAGCCAGCAACCAGCUGGGGCUUCUCUGAACAUCACUCGUCUCAGGACCCCUGCGGACCCCCGAGGCCUCCUGCUGACCCCCGAGGGCCCCCGAGGGCCCCUGAGGACCCCGAGGACCCUGAGGACCCUUGUAGUCUCGUCUCCGGGUCCAGGCGAGGCUGCCGGACUGCCUGGCACCAGCCUCUGGCGCUGGGGAGAUCUAUCUCCAAGAUAUGAGCGGGAGAAACUCCACCCAAGAGGCCUUGUACACACACACACACACACACACACACACACACACACACACACACACACAGGACCAACCUAUUACAUCCGCUGAGCUAAGCAUUCCCACAACGACACAAACAUCCCAGGACAGAAAUGCUCCUCUACCUCUUAAGUGCUGCCGUCUCUAGAGUUUAAUAACAUCUAAAUAUCUCCUUUCAUUAAUACCCAAAUAUAGAAGUCUGUGCUGCAUGUGUUAAAGCUGCAUUCUCUCUCCUGACCACCAGGGGACGACUCCUCUGGUUGUAUAGAAGUCUAUGCUUCAUGUGUUAAAUCUUCAUUCUCUCUCCUGACCACCAGGGGGCGACUCCUCUGGUUGUAUAGAAGUCUAUGCUUCAUGUGUUAAAGCUGCAUUCUCUCUCCUGACCACCAGGGGGCGACUCCUCUGGUUGUGUAGAAGUCUAUGCUUCAUGUGUUAAAGCUGCAUUCUCUCUCCUGACCAGCAGGGGGCGACUCCUCUGGUUGUGUAGAAGUCUAUGUUUCAUGUGUUAAAGCUGCAUUCUCUCUCCUGACCACCAGGGGGCGACUCCUCUGGUUGUAUAGAAGUCUCUGCUUCAUGUGUUAAAGCUGCAUUCUCUCUCCUGACUCCUUCCUAUAAUCGGUGGUUCACAGCCUUAAUUGAGCUUCUGCAAGGAAACAAACAUAAAAUAAUCUCGUGAUGUAAACUCAAAGUCCAGACGGCAUUGUGUGUCACCGUGUUGCCUUCAGGCUCCACCUCAGCGUGAGUUAUUACUUCUCUUUGUGUUUCCCUCUCCGUCUCCUGAAGUGCUCGGCUGGGUCAAAGUUCAGCCUCCGGCUCCCACCGCUAACGUUGCUCAUCGCUGCCCCCUGCUGGCCGCCGGUGGUCUCAACUCACUGCGCCGCAACAGAAGUGAGCCACACAGAUAUGAUGCAAGAUGACAUGUCAAGACUCACACACACACACACACACACACACACACACACACACACACGCCUGCACACCGCUGUCAUGCUUUGUCAUGAAUCAAAAGGAGAUUAUGACCCAGAGGCAGAUUAUCGUCUCUGACACACACUGUGGGGUGUGUGUGUGUGUGUGGAGGGGGAGGGGGGGCAAUGUAAUCUGCCGAGAUUACAGUUUGGGACAAACGAGUGACUUUUCUAGCCACUCUUUCGGCGGCCUCUUUUAGCCAGAUGGCGUCCUCCGUCAAUCCCCACUAACAAUCAAGAUUAAGAUUACACACACACACACACACACGCACAUGCACUCAAAUACGUCACACACACAUUAAUUAAUGUCCAUCUGCUAGCGGAUGAUAUAACGCAGGCUGUCGCGGUUACAACCAGAGUUUAAGUUAUUAAAAGGGGAGCCGUGGUGGAUCGCUGGAAUUCAGGGUUGGAGGAGCGACGGCGCGGAUUAAAGUAUUUUUACCGCAAAGCCACGUAUCCACGGCGCUCCUGUGAAACGGAGGGGCGAGAGGCAGAAGCCAGGGAGGGAGCUUUAAGUGGACACGGGGGAGAGAGGCUGCUCCAGUGUCUCUCGUCCGGUCGUAGCCGUCGAUAACCUUCGCUUGUUCUUCGGGGCCUUCGGGGGCCGCCCGGCAUGAGGCGGGCGCCAUGGGCUUUCUGGAAAACUACCAGGAGAUCGACCCCGUCACCCUGAACCUCUGCAUCCUCAUCGCCAGCUACGUCAUCCUGCUCCUCGUCUUCCUGAUAUCGUGCAUCAUGUACGACUGCCGGGGCAAAGACCCCACCAAGGAGUACGCCCCGGACCCCCUGCCCACGCCGUCCCCCGUCCGGCUGGUGGUGAUGCAGAGCUCCCCGGCGCCGAAGGGCCGGUGGGACGCGGCCAACAUGGUCGCGACCUACCACGAGCCCGCGCACCCGGAGAAGAAGAGCACGAUGGUCUGAGCG
Messenger RNA from Pseudoliparis swirei, 2240 nucleotides. RefSeq names its product small integral membrane protein 36 (gene smim36). NCBI's taxonomy places the organism in Eukaryota, Metazoa, Chordata, Actinopteri, Perciformes, Liparidae. The record is from RefSeq and is a predicted model, not a curated record. The coding region runs from base 1944 to 2237 and encodes 97 amino acids. The transcript has a single exon.